Heterotrigona itama is the source of this 2771-nucleotide messenger RNA. Lineage: Eukaryota; Metazoa; Arthropoda; Insecta; Hymenoptera; Apidae. The record is from the annotation of a GenBank genome assembly.
CUCUCGCGCACUUUCUUCUCAGUACUGUCUGUGUACAUUCGCUCAGCUGUUCUCUGGUCCGAAGCAAUCGCGGUUCGUCCGAUUGCACAAAUUUUCGAAGCUUUGGAGUUUAUUUUUAGUAUCAGUGCCAUGUCGUUUUGACCUCGUUCGCCAGUCACCACGGUUAUCAGAAAUUUGACAUUAAUACGGGAUCGAUGCGCACCGCAAAUUGACGUUUAACUUCGGUUGCAACGCUUAAAAACCAAUCAUGAAGAAAACACGCUCAAACAUAUUUCGUGACAUUUAUUACCAGCCGUACAAUGAUUAUACCAGAUUGAAGCUUUACUCCAGCAGUAAAGCAAGCCUUCAAAUGAUGCAACGUAUGGCAUUAUUGAAACGAUUAAAAGUUCAUAAUGGUUGUGUAAACUCUGUGUGUUGGAAUUCUACUGGAGAACUGAUAUUGUCUGGCAGCGAUGACCAGCAUCUUGUUCUUACAAAUGCUUAUAAUUAUGAGGUAUUAACAGACUAUAAGACCAGUCAUAGAGCAAAUAUAUUUAGUGCAAAAUUUUUGCCUAAUAGUGGUGAUCAUCGGAUAGUUUCUUGUAGUGGUGAUGGCAUUAUUUUGUAUACAGAUUUAUUAAGAAGAACGAAAACGUUUAAUAAUCAAUUUAAUUGCCAUGUCGGUACUACGUACGAAAUAGCGACAAUACCCGGUGAACCGCAUAAUUUUUUAAGCUGUGGGGAAGAUGGCACUGUAAGAUGGUUUGAUCUUAGAAUAAAGGACAAGUGUAAUGCCUCAAGGUGUACAGAGGAUGUGUUAGUUUCUUGUGAAAGAGCUAUAACUGCUCUGUCUGUAAAUCUUGCUUCACCUCAUCAAAUAGCAAUAGGUUGUUCUGAUAGUACUGUUAGAAUACUUGAUAGGAGAACACUUGGAACUCCAGCUACUGGGUGGACAGAUACACCUGGAGCGGUAAAGGCCUUAUGCACUUUCACAGUGCCGGAAUUCGAAGGGAAUUCUUAUAGAAUAACAUCUUUGAAUUACAGCCCAGAUGGGCAGGAUGUUCUUGUUAGUUAUAGCAGCGACCAUCUAUAUCUGUUUAAUAUAAAGGACCAAGCUAGUGUACAGUUAAAGAAAGACGUCGCAGUUAGAAAAGGUGAAAGUAAGAAGCAAAGGUUGCGCUCGCCAUUACCAGUGCGUAGAUUAAGACUUCGAGGAGAUUGGUCCGAUACCGGUCCUGAUGCUCGGCCUGAAUGCGAGGGCGGUCGACGUAGUGGUACAGAAAUUGCUCAAGCCAGACCUGUUCUUCAAACUUCAUUGAUGCAAAGAAUGACGGAUGUUCUCAGUAGGAUGUUGAAUGAUCCAGCUACUAGAGCCGCAUUAUGUGGCGGCGGCGAAGAUAGUUUAGAAAGCGUCAUCGACCAACAAGAGAACACUCAAAAUACCAACGAAAACGUUACGGAGUCAAAUGAAGAGAGACAAGACAACGAAACUGAAAGAGCCUUGACUCAGGCUAAUCAAGAAAGAGCUGUUCCAGAAAAACAGAUUAACGGUUUAGAAAGUCCAGGUACUAGCGGUACACAAAGUAAACCUGGAACGAGUUAUUCUGCAGAAACAAAAGAAGAAAUGUCCAGUGAAACCAUGCCUUCGAAUCAAAUGACCGACGAGAGUUCGUCGUCGGUCGAACCCAAAUCACAUGUUCCUAUGGAAACUGAAUCUAGUCAAGUAGAAACGGAACAGUGUUCUGUUCAACCGUGUUCAUCGCGUACUAUCGAUAGGACUAAUGAUCUGCCGGAAGAUGAUCAAAGUAGCAAUGAUGAUUCUCCUUGUAACAGCAUGGAGACUAAACAAGAAGGUCAUAUGAUGGAAAAUCUUCAAGAUAGACUGACGAAAAUGAGAGUCGGAUUCCUUGAAAAGCAUGGUAGUGAACCCGCUGUAAGUUUAACUUAUACGGAUAAAAGUUCAACAAGUGCAACGAUAUCUCUUGGUGUAGCCGAUGAGAUGAUCCGUGAUGGUUAUCAUGCGGAUUAGGAAGUUCAGCAGAAACAGAAAUGGAAGAGGCUAUGGGAGACGUUCGAACGCGCCGAGGAUCAGUGAAUUUCGAUAAAACAUGCGCAACAGAGCUUCGUGUCAAGCAGAAAUACAUGGGACACCGUAACGCUAGGACUAUGAUAAAAGAAGCAAACUUUUGGGGCAACGAUUUCGUCAUGUCGGGUAGCGAUUGCGGUCACGUGUUCGUGUGGGAGAAAGAUACAGCGAAAUUAUGUAUGUUACUGGAAGCAGAUCAACAUGUCGUUAACUGUUUGCAACCACAUCCGUAUUUGCCACUGCUCGCAACAGCUGGCAUUGAUUACGACGUUAAAUUAUGGGCACCGAUAAACGUGGAGUCCAGCUUUGAUGAAAAGUUUGCAGAAGAUCUGAAAAAGAGGAACGCAGUCAUGUUGGAAGAGACGAAAGACACAAUGACUGUACCGGCUGUGUUUAUGAUCAGAAUGCUGGCAUGUCUGAAUCAGAUACGCAGAGGUAGUGAAAACUUAUAAUACUUUCCAAGAUAUUUUCCGAUAGUACACUACAUUAGUAUGACCAACGUAAUUAAGAGUAAAAUACUGAAGAAAUUCGGCUGCUUUUCCCGUUUAACGUGCAGGUAUCGGAGUAAAUAACGAUGUACAGAGUUUUUAUCUAACAGCUUCUUUUUAUUCACAUUUGUGAACUUGUCCAUAGUUUUUGUAAUUCCACCAUUACCAUGAAUUUUCAUCAUACCCUAUUCUGUUUUUUUUUAUAUAUAUAUAUUUUU